Molecule: messenger RNA, 5955 nt
Organism: Periophthalmus magnuspinnatus
Lineage: Eukaryota; Metazoa; Chordata; Actinopteri; Gobiiformes; Gobiidae
Gene: adcy8
Product: adenylate cyclase 8 (brain)
Exons: 19
Coding region: 1-3651 (1216 amino acids)
Biological process (GO): cAMP biosynthetic process; adenylate cyclase-activating G protein-coupled receptor signaling pathway; intracellular signal transduction
Cellular component (GO): plasma membrane
Molecular function (GO): adenylate cyclase activity
Source: RefSeq, a predicted model, not a curated record
AUGGAGCUGUCGGAGGUGCGUUGCUCAGGGGCCAGCGAGGAGCUCUACACCAUUAACAAAACCCCCAGCUCCGGGCGGGCCAAGCGCCUCCUGUGGCAGAAUGCGGUACGGCACAUCACCGAGCAGCGCUUCAUCCACGAGCACAGCAGCCGCGACGAAGAGGAGUACGGGCCGGAGGAGGGCCAGAGGAAGGAGUCUGGAGGUCGUGCUUCGCUCAGCCAUAACAACGGAGGGACCAAGGUGUUCCCGGAGCGCACGUCGGACUUGGGCUUCCUCCAGAUCGACUGCGCUCCCACAAACUCGGACUUCUUCCUGAACUGGGGCUACUCGUAUCGCGGUGUUAUCUUCCCCACGCUGCGCAACGCCUUCAAGUCUCGUGACCUGGAGCGCCUCUACCAGCGCUACUUCCUGGGACAGCGGCGCAAAUCCGUGGUGGUCAUGAACCUUCUCGACGUGGUCACCAAGCUCACGCUCCUGGUGCUCCAUCUGACCCUGGCCUCCACGCGCAUGGACCCGGUCAAGGGGGCGCUGUUAGGCUUCUUCACGGGCAUCGAGGUGGUGGUCUGUGCCUUGGUGGUAGUGCGGAAGGACGCGGCGUCGCACAGUUACCUGCAGUACAGCGGAGUGGUGACCUGGGUUGUCAUGACGACGCAGAUCCUAUCAGCCGGGCUGGGGUACGGGUUGCUAGGCGAUGGGGUUGGUUAUGUGCUCUUCACCUUGUUCGCCACCUACAGCAUGUUGCCCCUACCCCUCACCUGGGCCAUCGCAUCGGGGCUGCUCACCGCCACUCUGCACAUCCUGGUCCAGAUGUUUCUGUCCCGCACGGCAACGCUGUCCACCAAUCAGGUGGCAGCUCAGGCGGUGCUCUUCCUCUGCGUGAACACUGCAGGGGUCUUCAUCAGUUACCUUUCGGACCGCGCUCAGAGACAGGCCUUUCUGGAGACACGACGCUGCAUCGAAGCUCGACUAAGGCUGGAGACGGAGAAUCAGAGACAGGAGCGAUUGGUUCUGUCAGUGCUGCCGCGCUUCGUCGUCCUGGAGAUGAUCAACGACAUGACCAAUGUGGAGGAUGAGAACUUACAGCACCAGUUCCACCGCAUCUACAUCCACCGCUAUGAGAAUGUCAGCAUUCUUUUCGCAGACGUCAAAGGCUUCACCAACCUGUCCACCACGCUGUCUGCGCAGGAGCUAGUGCGUAUGCUCAACGAACUGUUCGCCCGCUUCGACCGCCUCGCACAUGAGCACCACUGUCUGCGUAUAAAGAUCCUGGGCGACUGUUACUACUGUGUGUCGGGUCUGCCAGAGCCCCGCCCAGACCACGCCCACUGCUGCGUGGAGAUGGGCCUCAGCAUGAUCAAGACCAUCAGGUACGUGCGCUCGCGGACCAAACACGACAUUGACAUGCGCAUCGGGAUCCACUCAGGCUCCGUUCUCUGUGGGGUCCUGGGGCUGCGUAAGUGGCAGUUCGACGUGUGGUCCUGGGACGUGGACAUCGCCAACAAGCUGGAGUCUGGAGGCAUUCCUGGGAGAAUCCACAUCUCCAAGGCGGCUCUGGACUGUCUGAACGGAGACUACGAGGUGGAGGAGGGACACGGGAAGGACCGCAAUGACUUUCUGCGCCGGCACAACAUCGAGACGUUCCUAAUCAAGCAGCCGGAGGAGAGCAGCCUCAGCCCCCCCGAGGACAUCAUGAAGGAGGCGGGGGGCGGAGCCGAUCGCAGGGCCAGUACCGCCACUUUCAACGAGGCAUCGUGGAGCCCCGAGCUGCCCUUCGACAACAUCAUGGGCAAGCAGAACACCCUGGCCGCUCUAACACGAAACUCCAUUAACCUGCUUCCAAACCAUCUCGCCCAAGCUUUGCAUGUCCAGUGUGGGCCCGAGGAGAUAAACAAGCGCAUAGCCAGCUCCAUCCAUCAGAGGAGCGGAGAUAAGCUGAGACGCGAGCACAUGAAGCUUUUGUCACUCAUGUUUAGAGUCUCCAGUCUGGAAGAGAAGUACUCUCAGAUGAGGGAUGAGGUCUUCAAGUCAAACCUGGUGUGCGCCUUCAUCGUGCUCAUCUUCAUCACGUCCAUCCAGAGCCUGCUGCCCUCCGCCAGCAUGGUGACGAUGGGCGUACAGUUCUCCAUCCUCAUUGCCCUGCACUCCUGCCUGCUCUUGGUCACCACAGCAGAGGAUUACAAGUGUCUCCCCCUAGUGCUGAGGACUGCGUGCUGCUGGGUCAACGAGACCGCCUCCGCCCGUAACGCCAUCGUCUGCCUCUCCAUCCUCAUCAACUUCCUGGCUGCCAUGAUCAACAUCUUGUGGUGUGACUUUGAUAAACCCAGCACGCUCCGAAACCAGACAUACAACAUGUCAGGAGCAGUCCCAGAUAUCUGCCUUUACCCAGAGUACUUUGUGUUCACGGGCGUGCUGGCCAUGGUGACCUGCGCUGUGUUCCUGCGCCUCAACUCUGUGCUCAAACUGGCCAUCCUCCUCCUCAUGAUGGGAGUGUACUCUCUGCUGACCGAGGCCUUCUAUACUGCGCUGUUUGUUCGAUAUGAUACUGUGCACCACAAUACACAGAACUUCUUGGGGACCAAAGAAACAUCUCUUCUUCUCAUGGCCAUGUUCCUCCUGGCCGUCUUCUACCAUGGACAGCAGUUGGAGUACACGGCACGUCUGGACUUCUUGUGGAGGGUCCAGGCGAAGGAGGAGAUCAAUGAGAUGAAAGAGCUGAGGGAGCACAACGAGAACAUGCUAAGGAACAUCCUACCUAGCCACGUGGCAAGACACUUCCUGGAGAAAGAUCGCGACAAUGAGGAGCUGUAUUCUCAGUCAUAUGAUGCAGUUGGUGUGAUGUUCGCCUCCAUCCCGGGCUUUGCAGACUUUUACUCGCAGACGGAGAUGAAUAACCAGGGUGUAGAGUGUCUGCGAUUGCUCAACGAGAUCAUCGCAGACUUCGACGAGCUGUUGGGAGAGGAACGCUUCCAGGACAUUGAGAAGAUCAAAACCAUCGGCAGCACAUACAUGGCAGUGUCCGGCCUGUCCCCCGAGAAGCAGCAGUGCGAGGAUAAGUGGGGACACCUCUGUGCUCUGGCCGACUUUGCCAUCGCGCUGAACGAGAGCAUCCAGGAGAUUAAUAAACACUCCUUCAACAACUUUGAGCUGAGGAUUGGCAUGGCUCAUGGUUCGGUUGUCGCCGGCGUGAUUGGAGCCAAGAAGCCCCAGUACGACAUCUGGGGCAAAACAGUGAACCUGGCCAGCCGCAUGGACAGCACCGGGGUCAGCGGCAAGAUCCAAGUCCCCGAGGAGACCUACCUGAUUCUCAAAGAGCGCGGAUUUGCCUUCGAGUACCGCGGAGAGAUUUACGUCAAAGGCAUCAGCGAGCAGGAGGGCAAGAUUCGCACCCACUUCCUGUUGGGCCGCGUGCAACCCAACCCGCUCAUCCUGCAACCGCGCAAGAUCACCGGGCAGUACUCGCUAGCCGCCGUGGUCUUGGGUCUGGUGCAGUCGCUCAACCGGCAGAAGCAGAAGCAGAUACUCAAUGAAAACAACAACUCUGGGAUCAUGAAAGGACACCAUUACAACCGCAGGACGUUGUUAGCGCCCGCGGGAUCGGAUAGCACAAGCGGGCACCACGCCGAGUCCACCGAUAAAACCGAGCUGUCCUGAGGAAAGGAGGAGAGGGACAGCGAUUACAAAAAAAAAAAAAAAAAAAAACACUUGAAGAGAUGGCACAAAAACGGAUCCGAAGCCAGGGAUUUAUGAGCAAAGCAAUGUAGGGGAAGAGCGGGUGUCACUAAGGCUAAAGCUAAAGGCUAAAGUCUAAACGCUAAAGGCUAACUUAUUUAACAGAGGCGUAAAAAAGGAGAUAAUGAAGAUUUGGGUUAUGGUUUGUGGUGGUGUGUCCAGUGUCACGCUUGGUUUUGUCCAGUGAUCUCAAACGUCUAAAUGACAUAAAUACAUAUUAUAAAGUUCCCAUAUUAUGCUUUUUGGACUUUUUAAGCUCAUUUUGAGAGGCCUUAGCUUGGGUUGUGAACUUAAUUUGUCAGAUACUGUAAUGUUGAUCGUGAACCCGGAAGCAAUGCUGGUGCAGUGUUGGCAGGCCAGUUGUUGUUAGCAAAAGUAGCCUGGGAAGCUAAGAAUUCAUGCUUCUUCAAUCCUUUACAAAGACAAGUACUCUGGACACUUUUCAAAGUUCAAAUGGGCGUGACUGACAGAUGAAUUGGCCAAUCAGGAGCUAUGUUUUGUCCUUUUGUAUCAAAAUAAACAUGGCUGCCGUGCGUGUAAACUGUUAAUCUGUUUUUAAAAUUGACUCAGUCCCUUUACAUUUAUGUUUAAGCAGGAGUGGAAAGAGUACUGAAAAUGUGUAUUCAAGUAAAAGUUGUUGAGUACUAUUUACUUUUUUUAGAAGGUCAAAACUUGAUAAAUCAAAAAUUGGAUAUUCUCUGAGCAGGUGCAGUGCUGUUAGAAGUUUGUCGGUGUAGAAAAAGCAGAGACAGUCGUGGAUUAGGACAAUUAGGUACUACAGUACUCAGUUGCUUCUAUGAUUUAAACCUAAUUACAAUAAUAUGGCUAAAGAUACAGUAUAGCCACUGACAAGUACAAGUACAGGCUGAAAAAUGUACUCAGAAAUUACAAUUACCCCAAAAUUCUACUCAAUUACAGUACAGUACAGUAAGUAAGUAUUUGUAAUUAGUUACUUUACACUCCUGUUUAAAUGAAGAAUUCACGUCACAUUUGAGUGUAUUGCAAAUGGCUGGAAACAGUGAGGAGUGGGGCAGUUUAAAGGCCCUUUGUAACGUAGAAAGUUGGAUUUAAACCGCCAGCGAGUCCUUUCGAGUUCACGAUCUCAAUGGUUCAUGACACAGUCUCUCUUAUAUUAAAUGGCUGUUUACGAAUGAACAAAAGUUAGGUACAGGGCCUUUAAAUGAGGCUAGUAUCAGUAGAAUCUGGUGAAAGUGUAUGGGCUUUAAGGGUCCUAUAUUACAUGAAAUUGAGCUAUGUUUGAAUGGUGUUAUCGUCAAACACAAACCUGGACUUCUGUUUGGUUUCAUUCACACAUGUUUGAGUAAUCCUUUAUAUUAAUCUCUACAUUUCCAAAGCUCAAAAUGCUCUUUUCCACAAUCUCAUGUAGUGGUAGUUUUAAGGUUAACAGAGCUACUUUUAGAUUUUGUCUUGAAGAAAUUGGCAAUUCCAGGGCUGAAAUCAUCCAGAUGAUUCUAAUGAAGGUAUAUGCAACUUAAAAACACAGUGGAGCACUUCUUGUAUCACCACAUGACAUCACAAGGUGGGAGUGUUUUCUGUUUGAGAGAAGAACACAGCCGACACAGUCAGUUAUUCAGGAUUUGUAUGUUAAACAUGUGUGAAUGACUCCAGGUCUGUUUUUGGCGAGGAAACAAUAUUAUAACAUCGAUAAGAAAAUAGCGUAAUAUGUGUCCUUUAAAAACACAGAGGAACACACCAGUAUCCAUUGUCAAAUCUCAAAAAGGUAUAUAAAAUCUGUUAAGCAAAAUAUGGGAUCUUUAAGGGUUUGUUGUAGCAGUUUUGGCUAUGAUUUUCUCCAUUUCAGCAAUUCUAUUCAACAAUUCUAGCACUAAUAUCAUGGGUUUGGGACCUUGUCUGAACAAUGUGAUAACACCUUGUAAUUCGUAGGUCAGUACAUGAUUGUGAACAGCUCACAGUGGGCCGAUUCCUUCAGAUGCCGUGCCAGUCAGUAAGACAUACAGGCCACUGGAGCAAAGAAUAAAACAAAGAUUGAAUUUGAAACAUUCCAACAGAACAUUACCUCUGGCCCCACCCACUGCAAUUGUUCGACCAAUCAGGUGCCUCCAAACGGCGCCUCUAUGAAUGUUGCUUUUAAAACGGAGGAUAAAGACUGUGCUGUUUCCUUUUUUUUUACACCCCGCCCUUGCCCCGCCCCCUCGGCCCCGAUGUCCAAUAACAAUAUUUAUUUUGUAUUUCUUUUCUAUUUAA